Molecule: messenger RNA, 1794 nt
Organism: Hyalella azteca
Lineage: Eukaryota; Metazoa; Arthropoda; Malacostraca; Amphipoda; Hyalellidae
Exons: 8
Coding region: 54-953 (299 amino acids)
Biological process (GO): cobalamin metabolic process
Cellular component (GO): mitochondrion
Source: RefSeq, a predicted model, not a curated record
AGACAUAAAAUAUACAUUUUUGUAUAAUUUUUCAGAAAAUUGUAUUGUAAGAAAUGUUAUUUAUUUAUUGGCAAGAUUUGCGGGUCUUUGGUUGUCAUGUUGCUGCUCUAACUCUGAGGUCAUCUUCUAAAAGGGCUGGCUUGCUGUCAUGUACCAGGGCUUCUGUGGAAGAGAGACAUGUGUACCAGAAGUGUGGUGAGCCAGACGAAGCAGCUUCACGGUUCCAAGUGGCUGAAAAGAAGGAGAUAAGUCCAUCAGAUCCUCCAAUAAAACAGUUGGAGCAGUCCUAUGAGUCUGAAUUCAGUGUGUUCCCUUGGUUGAACAUCAAGGCCAGCUUAUUGCAAGCUGGUGACAGGCAACUGUGCCUGCCGGGGGAUGUUGGUAUCUCCCCUUAUCUUAUGCAGGGUGUGAUGCUGUCAGAUGAGCAACAGAAGACCCUGUGUGAUAGUGAAAUAAUGGCUCAACAUUCUCUAGAAUGUCGCGUCCAAGAGUGUCCCAAGCUUCUGAACAGAGAUGUUUUGUUGCUCUUCCCGGCGGUGAGAGACGCCAGCGUUCCCCUGACGGCCGUGACAGUAGCGCAGCGCACCGUGCACGACAUGGCGGGCUGGAGCGAAGCUGUAGAAGAAGAGCGCGAGGUUCUCCUUGCCCAAUUCAUAGAUGCUGCAAAGAGUAUGUGCACCUCUCUGAGCAGCGACGGCUACUGGGCCGACUUCAUCGACCCCAGCUCAGGGCGAGCUUUCUUCGGUGCCUACACCAACGCCACUCUUUUCGAGACGGAUGAGCGCUACAGACAUCUGGGCUUCACCAUUGAUGACUUGGGAUGCUGCAAGGUGCUGUCCCACCGAGAAUAUGGAACACAUGUAUUUGUGGGUUGCAUCUUCACAGACGCUCCUAUUGGCAGUGCGUCUCUCACUGGCGUCGUGAGCGCCAUGCACGGCACGCGGACGUCUUAACGCUCCCAUGCACUAGCGAGCAGCUCUGACGAGUCUUCACUAGGAAAUUUAUCAUCUAGAUUCCGUAGCAUAAGAAAACUUUUGCUGCGUCUAAAAAUAUGUAAGGGUUAUCGAUAUCACAAAUAAGUUGUUAGUGUCUAAUUUGAAAGGAGUUUCCGAGCAUCUUUACUCCUUACUUCUUGGAAAUACUCCACCCUUAAAUGUACAUUUAAUGCUUGAACAAUAAAUAAAUUUUUUUUAAAGUUUUAAAUUACAGCACCAUGAGAUUAAUUAAUACGUGUUUUUUUGGAAAACUAGUAAAAAAAUAUUACUGUGUAGUGUGUAACAUGCGUAACGGAUAAUUUUAAUAGCUUUAGGAGUUAUCAGGCAAUCUUGUUACACUCAUCAUCUUACGCCACCCAUCGUUUCAAGUGUACUGUAAAUACAGACCUCGCAUAAAUUGUAUAGGUUUCUUCGUACGUUUCAACAUAUGCCGUAUUUAUUUAUUGUAAAUAUAUAAUUAUGAAGUUCGCUGACAUUCAAACAAGUGUCCAUUGGUAUAACCCGAAGGAAUGGGACCGUCAAUGUUUUUUCUGAAAGUUAUCUUUAUCAAAUACUUUAAAGUGGGGGUGUAAAUUCCUUAUAUAUAGCCGAUCAAAUUCUUAACCGAGAUACGAUUUUUUUUCUACACUUAGCCGUUUUUUACCUAUUUUCCCCUUACAUUAAAAAUUUAUUGUUCAUUAUUGCGAGAGGAAUAUUUUUCGUUUUUUUCUGUCACCGGUGCUCUUAACAUUUAUGAAAAGAAUAAAACUUCUGUGUAAAAUUGUAAUAGUUAAAAGAGUUGUCUAGACUGUCAACGACG